AUGAGCUGGGUUCUUACAAUUUCCCAAAUAACUUUUACUAUUCUGACAACAAUGUGUACUGUAUUCGACAUUGUGCUUCUGUUAAGUGUGAUCAAACAGCGAUUUUUCACAAGUAGUACUAGUAAAACUCCUUUUGUAUACAUCACAGCUAUGACUUUAAGCGGGAUUAUUGGAAAAUUUGCCGACUUUUUCAUGGUUGAUGCAUGGCCAAUUGGUGAUCUGAUUGAUCCGGUUAACGGAUAUGAAAAUUACCGAAAACUUAUCGGAAAGCAAAUAACUUUAAUUGCAACGUACUGUUAUCUUAUUGCAAUUUUCUUAAAUUGCCUGAUGACGUGCCACCGUGUCUCAAUAUUAUGCAGUCCAGCAAAAGCCCCACAAUGGUUCACUGAUAUCAAAUUAGCGCUAUAUUCGAUGAGUAUUAUGUUGAUUCUUUUUGUGGUUCUUUUGAUUCCUUACUAUUCGGAAUGCUCUUUGAAUUUCAAUGCUCGGGCAAGUUUCCACGAAGCCGCAUGUGCUCCCAAGCGACAUCAGCUAACCCUAAUUCAAAAUCAAUACUUGAUUUGGGUUCCAGUAUCCGCCGUGACGGUGAAUGUGUCUAUGAUUUUGUAUAUCAAAUUUUCAAGGAAAUUUAUCAAAAAACCGAUUUCCCUGUCACUAACGACCAUUAAACGGGAGAACGAGAUGAUUCGGCAGGCAUGCUUCAUUGCAACUGAAAUUUCGAUUUUCGAAGUUGGUUACUUGUUCAUGAGACUUUAUCCGGAUGAAUUUGAAAGCCUACCACAGGAGGUUCAAACCAUAACGUAUUUAGUGAGACUCUUCGCAUUCUGCUCUUUAAAUUUCUUUGUGUAUUUUGUCGAAACUAAGUCUACACGGAAUCUAGUUCUGAACUACAUUGGAUGGAGAACGAAUUCCACGAAGCUUGUCACUCCAACAAUAGUUUCCAUUACUCAAGUAAAAAGGAUUUCAUAA
Caenorhabditis elegans is the source of this 969-nucleotide messenger RNA. RefSeq names its product G_PROTEIN_RECEP_F1_2 domain-containing protein (gene srxa-4). The record is from RefSeq and is marked reviewed. The coding region runs from base 1 to 969 and encodes 322 amino acids. NCBI's taxonomy places the organism in Eukaryota, Metazoa, Nematoda, Chromadorea, Rhabditida, Rhabditidae. The transcript has 5 exons.